Molecule: messenger RNA, 1002 nt
Organism: Schistosoma bovis
Lineage: Eukaryota; Metazoa; Platyhelminthes; Trematoda; Strigeidida; Schistosomatidae
Source: the annotation of a GenBank genome assembly
AUGAUGAAAAUAACACAAGCAUCACUAAUUGUUAUAUACUCAAUUCAUUUACUCUUUACUGAAAGCCUACUGCGAACUGAACAACCAGAAGGUUAUCGCAUAGAACGGGUUGGAUUACAUGGAAGAAGAGUCAACUUUACAUGGUACAGGAAUGUAACAAUCCAGAGCUGGGUUCAGGCAGCUGACAAGUGCUCUUUCUUAAAUAGCCUGCUUCCUAAAGUUACUGACAUGCGUUAUUUCUACAAAACAUUACAGUCGGAUGAUGUUAUUUCACCAAUAAGUAAAACGUCUGAGAAUAAAACUCACAGCGGUGUCGUCUUUUACCUUGGAGAUGUUCUAGAAGCUACAAUGGACUAUCCUAAUAUCGAAAGUGGCGAAAGAAUGUGUCUGACAAUUGAAAAAGUUCCGGGAUCUCAGUUACAUCUAGCCGAAUCAUCUGCAGUGAAAAGUUGCUUAACUCAUGCUAACCUACUUGUAUGUAAAUCCGAAGUGGACAGUAGUAGCGUGACAAAUUCCGAUGAUGAUUCGUACCCACAUAUGUGUAAUUUUGCGGACGAUAAAUGGUUUGGUCCAUUGCCAAAAUGGAUUCUUGAUUUGAAGCAAAAAGCUGAAUUCAGACAAGAUCAUAUAUGCCUAACAAAACUUUUAUUCUGUAUUACAGCAGUAUGUUCUGGGCUAAUCGUCGUCCUUUUCCUUACAAGUACAAUAAUUUUGGCUGUUCGGUACAAAUGCCUAGUUCUAAAAAUGAAAAGAAAACAGACUGGAACGGAUGGAACCAACGUCUGGGCACAAAAUUCAGAAAUAUCACAUUGUCUUUUAGGUGAAACAGAUGGAAGAUUAGAUAUUCUAGCUGAUUCAGCGUUUCGUCGCGAUCCUAGUGGUUUCACAAAAGGAAGUUAUAAAGAAGCACUAGUCAAUAGCGGAUAUCAAAGAAUUUCAAAUGGACGAAUUAAAGGCCUCCAUACGUCGGGUAAACCUCGAUCCGGAAGAAUAACAUGUUAG